This is a messenger RNA of Exophiala oligosperma, 1601 nucleotides long. RefSeq lists its product as uncharacterized. Gene Ontology annotation, cellular component: membrane. Gene Ontology annotation, molecular function: lipase activity. The record is from RefSeq and is a predicted model, not a curated record. The transcript is spliced from 3 exons. Lineage: Eukaryota; Fungi; Ascomycota; Eurotiomycetes; Chaetothyriales; Herpotrichiellaceae. Bases 121 to 1170 code for a protein of 349 amino acids.
CAGCAACCAUCAAUCUGUUCUUCCACUUUCUUUUUCUUUCACAUACAUCUUCCAUUCUAGCUAUCCAAAACUCAACAUAUCUCUUGUGCAGCGUUCGAGCCCAAGUUGCCUCCAUCGACAAUGACAAUCACAUUUGAGGCUGAAUUCACCACGAAGGACGGUACCAAAUUGUACACAAAGUCCUGGAAGCCUGAUUCUGGAACCAUCUCUGCCGUCCUGAUCUUCCUUCAUGGCUUUUCUGACCACAUCAACGCGUACUACGAUCUCUUCCCGACCUUGAGCUCUGCCCCGUUCAACAUUGCAGUCUAUGGCUUCGACCAACGAGGCUGGGGACGAUCGGUUCACAAGACGAGCGACCACGGUCUCACGGGUCCGACCUCGCUCGUCCUGUCCGACAUUCACGAUUUCAUCCUCUACGUCGCCGCAAUCUUCGGAAAAGAAGAAAAGGAACCUGUCUCCCAACAAAAGCCCUUUUUCCUCAUGGGCCACAGCAUGGGCGGCAACGAGCUGCUCAGCUACCUGCUCUCCACCUCCCAGGCCUACUCGAACGACAACCGUCCUCCCAUCGCGGGCUGCUUGUUGGAGGCCCCUUACAUCGAGCUCGACCCCCUGGAGCAGCCCAGUGCCAUGACGGUGGUGGCGGGGAAGAUGGCGGCCUCGGUGAUGCCCCACAAGCAGCUCAAACGGCCCCUCAACGCGGCCUUUUUGUCGCGGUCGACCAAGGUCCAACAGGACUGGAUCGACGACCCGCUGUGCCACGACACGGGCACCCUCGAGGGCCUCAAAGGCCUGCUGCAACGGGCCGGCGACCUGUCGGCCCUCUCGCACGGCCGCAAGGUCGGCGGCUUGACCAACAAGCUCCCCUGCCCCGUCUGGAUGUCUCACGGGACCGCCGACAAGGUCACCUCGUUCCCCGCGGCCGAACGUCUCUUCAACGUCCUCGAGGCACCCCGCAGUGACAAGGUGUUCAGGUCCUACGGAGGUGGCUACCACAAACUUCACGCCGAGCCCGACGGUCUCGCAGAGCGGUUUGCAAACGACGCCGGAAGCUGGAUCUUGGGUCAAGCUAGGCGCUUUUCUCCAGACACAAAGGUCAGUGUUGCUUUUGAUUUUACGAGUCUUAUUGCUGUGCACGUGGCUCAUCAAAAUUCGCAGAACCCUAAAUUGUAGAAGAAGAACCAGUCGUUCAUCCAUUGAGAACUCCAGGUUGAUCCCGUGAAACACACACUCGGAUUCAUCUUUGCAUCUAUAUACUAUUGCUGCAUCAACAGCCGUAGAUGUAUAACUCUGUCUUGGUGAUUGGAUGCGCAUCAUAAAUACUUGUCCAACCCAUACCACACAGUUCGACCUCAGUCAGCAGCUAAUCCUUGGUGUUGCGAUCCGCAUCGGCCACAACAACAUCGACCACGUCCUUAUUGAGGCCUCUCCAGUGCUUCUUUGCCCAGAAAACCCACAGUCCAAGCGCGAUCAAUUGAACAAAAGCGUUGAUUGGCAAGGCAUAAUUCAUUCCUGAUGCAGUGACCGGGAGGAAGGAUGGGAAACAGAGAAAGACCAUGAUGUAUGCAGAGUAGAUAACUGCAAAUAUGUUGAUGUAAACUCCG